Molecule: messenger RNA, 3339 nt
Organism: Siniperca chuatsi (mandarin fish)
Lineage: Eukaryota; Metazoa; Chordata; Actinopteri; Centrarchiformes; Sinipercidae
Product: ATP-dependent 6-phosphofructokinase, platelet type-like
Exons: 22
Coding region: 118-2499 (793 amino acids)
Biological process (GO): fructose 6-phosphate metabolic process; fructose 1,6-bisphosphate metabolic process; canonical glycolysis
Cellular component (GO): cytoplasm; membrane; 6-phosphofructokinase complex
Molecular function (GO): ATP binding; 6-phosphofructokinase activity; AMP binding
Source: RefSeq, a predicted model, not a curated record
UGCAGUACUACUACAGCACCUCUCCCAUCUCAGAUACUGAAAGUGUCACUCGCCGCCGCAGGCUUGUUGAAUUGUACGUUUUAAUUGUUUGGCAGGUGACGGGGACCCGGGACAGGCAUGGCUGGCGCGGCGGCACCGAAGCGGCAGGACACCCGAAAAUUUUUCGAGAAUCUGUCCGGUGCCGGUAAAUCCAUCGCAGUGCUGACCAGCGGAGGAGAUGCCCAAGGCAUGAAUGGGGCGGUCCGCGCUGUCGUUCGAAUGGGCAUCUACGUGGGAGCAAAGGUCUACUUCAUCCACGAGGGGUACCAGGGGAUGGUGGACGGUGGAGACAACAUCAAAGAGGCGACAUGGGAAAGUGUCUCCAGCAUGUUGCAAGUGGGUGGCACAGUCAUCGGCAGCGCUCGCUGUAAAGACUUUCGUACCCACGAGGGCCGCUUGAAAGCCGCACACAACCUCGUGCAGCGCAGCAUCACCAACUUGUGUGUGAUUGGUGGAGACGGCAGCCUGACGGGAGCCAACCUUUUCAGAGAGGAGUGGAGCGGCCUGUUGGAUGAGCUCCUCCAGCAAGGUCUGAUCGAUGAGGACGCAGCCCGCAGUAACUCGGAGCUCCACAUUGUUGGAAUGGUCGGCUCCAUUGACAAUGACUUCUGCGGCACCGACAUGACCAUCGGCACCGACUCGGCACUGCACAGGAUCAUUGAGGUGGUGGACGCCAUCAUGACCACCGCUCAGAGCCACCAGAGGACAUUUGUGCUGGAGGUCAUGGGCAGGCACUGCGGAUACCUGGCCCUGGUCAGUGCCCUGGCAUGUGGAGCAGACUGGGUUUUUAUCCCAGAAAUGCCUCCUGAAGAUGGCUGGGAGGACAACAUGUGUCAGAAACUGUCUGAGAGCCGAUCUCGAGGUUCCAGGUUGAACAUUAUCAUAGUUGCUGAAGGAGCCAUUGACAGACAAGGACAACCCAUUACCUCUGAUUUUGUGAAGGAUCUGGUGGUACGCUGCCUGGGUUUUGAUACUAGGGUCACCAUCUUGGGCCACGUGCAGAGAGGUGGGACCCCCUCUGCCUUUGAUAGGAUCCUGGCCAGCCGUAUGGGUGUGGAGGCAGUGCUGGCGUUAUUGGAGGCCUCUGCCAGCACCCCGGCCUGCGUUGUGUCUCUGGUUGGCAACCAGGCUGUUCGACUACCACUUAUGGAGUGUGUUCAGAUGACCCAAGAGGUACAGAAGGCCAUGGAUGAGAAGAAAUUUGAAGAGGCAGUGAGACUGCGUGGCAGGAGCUUUGAAAACAAUCUGAGCACCUACAGACUCCUCUCCUACCGGAAAGCAGAUUCUGAACUUCCAAAUAGCUCCUUUAACGUUGCAGUGUUGAACGUCGGCGCGCCGGCAGCAGGUAUGAACGCCGCUGUGCGUUCUGCUGUCAGAGUGGGAAUCACUGAAGGCCACAAAAUGUUUGCUGUCAACGACGGCUUUGAGGGAUUCUACAAGGGACAGAUCAAGGAGAUCAAAUGGGGAGAUGUUGGUGGUUGGACUGGCCAAGGAGGGUCCCUGCUAGGGACAAAACGAACUCUUCCAGGCAAACAUCUGGAUAAGAUCGCUGAGCAGAUUAGGAUCCAUAACAUCAAUGCCCUGCUUGUCAUCGGAGGAUUUGAGGCCUACGUGGGAUUACUGGAGCUAUCUGCUGCUCGGGACAAAUAUAACGAGUUCUGUGUGCCCAUGGUUAUGGUCCCUGCCACCGUCUCCAACAAUAUACCUGGUUCAGACCUCAGCAUUGGCUCAGACACCGCUCUGAAUGCCAUUACUGACACAUGUGAUCGCAUCAAGCAGUCAGCCAGUGGCACCAAGCGGCGGGUCUUUAUCAUUGAGACCAUGGGGGGCUACUGUGGCUACCUGGCCACUGUGGGCGGUCUGGCUGCAGGCGCCGACACAGUCUACAUCUACGAGGAGCCGUUCGACAUCCGGGACCUGCAGGCCAACGUGGAGCAUCUGACGCAGAAGAUGAAGACGACCAUCCAGAGAGGCUUAGUGCUCAGAAAUGAGAACUGCAAUGAGAACUUCACCACUGACUUCAUCUACCAGCUGUACACUGAGGAGGGACGAGGAGUGUUUGACUGCAGGAAGAACAUCCUCGGUCAUAUGCAGCAGGGAGGAUCUCCAUCACCAUUUGAUAGAAACUUCGGCACCAAAGUUUCUGCUAAAGCUAUACAAUGGAUCACACGGACGCUCAAAGAGUCUUACAAAGGAGGGCGAGUGUUUGCGAACUCCGAGGACACUGCCUGCCUGUUGGGGAUGCGUCGCAGAGCUCUGGUCUUUCAGCCUGUGGCACAGCUCCGGGACGAAACUGACUUUGUCCACAGGAUCCCUAAGGAGCAGUGGUGGCUGAAGCUCCGUCCACUGAUGAAAAUCCUGGCCAAGUACAAGACAAGCUACGACGUGUCCGACUCCGGCCAGCUGGAACACGUGACCCGGAUCCGACCCAAAGAGAGCAACACCUCGGCAACCAUCUGAACCAACGCGCUGCUGGAGCAGAGCUUCACUCCAACAAGAAAACCGCUUCACAAAACAGUGACAGCUACUCACACAAUGACUGACUGCAAAUAAAUUAAGGUAGCUUUUAAAAGUUAGUAGGUAAUUUUAAAACAGUAUAUUGUAUGGUAAACCUCAUGGCAAUUUCCAGAAGGGAUCUUCUAUAUUUUAAAUGAUAUUUAGAUGACAGAUUCAAUUUAAGGGUUCAGUCGUUUAGAAUAGAGCUCUUUACGUAGUUUCAACAAGCUAGCACAGCCGACACUAUAUUUUCUAGAUCCCCAAUCAAAGAUAUAUAUAUAUAUACACACUCAUUAUGUACUGUACAAGUAUUCAAGUUUUAGUCCUGAAAAUGUGAGCAAACAUCCGUGUUGUGUAAACGCAGCGAGGCGGGCGAUGCAUUUAAAGUCUAGCUUGUGUCCUUUUAAUUAUUUUCUACAGCACUUUAAGCCCCAUAAUUAAUGUAAAGCUGCUUAUAAAGAGAAUAUAUGUCAGGAGGAUCACAUGCUUUCAGUCUAAAGUCAAGAUGAAAACCGAGACCUACAGGAGGUUUAGUGAGCCGAGCUGGCCGUGUGUGUGUGUCCUAUAACUUGCUAAUUGUCUGAGUGUGUGUGUUGUGAUGUUGCCUUUGCAGUUUGUAUCCACCCUGGGCUUUCUAUGUGGCAUCUUAUAGUGGUACUUGUGAGUAGGGUCCUGCUGUGUCUGUAGUUUGGCAGUGAAGUGGAGGAUGUCUGAAACUUGUACGCAACACUAACUUUAUGUGCUGGCAGCGUGAUGUGAGUGUCCUGUCACAGAGUAAUAAAGCAUUUAUUGUGUGGAAAGUUA